Penicillium arizonense is the source of this 1563-nucleotide messenger RNA. RefSeq lists its product as uncharacterized. The record is from RefSeq and is a predicted model, not a curated record. The transcript is spliced from 3 exons. Bases 1 to 1563 code for a protein of 520 amino acids. Lineage: Eukaryota; Fungi; Ascomycota; Eurotiomycetes; Eurotiales; Aspergillaceae.
AUGGUAACUGGAAUAGAAGCUGUCGGACUCACGCUUGCUGUCAUUCCUCUCCUCGUCAAUCAACUCGACAGCUAUGUCCGGGGCAUAGAGAAAGUCAAGUUGCUGAGGCGCUACCGAAGAGAACUCGCGGCCUAUUCAAGGGGCCUGGCGACGCAACGAGCGGUCCUUAUAAAUACAUUAAUUCAGACUCUUGGAGGUAUUGUCAAUGACGAACAAGAACUUUCCGAGUUGAUCGACAACCCACAAGGGCCAGGAUGGAAAGACCCUGUCCUGCAGAGAAAGCUUCGUCUAAGGCUAGACCGAAACUAUGACCUUUUUCUGGAUAAUAUGAGUGAUCUCAAUGAUCUCCUAUUAAGGCUUUCUAAAAAACUGGGCAUCAAUAUCGCUGAGAACAAGAGUCCCGACCCCAAAACAUGGGAUAUCAAGGAUUUCUGGAAAAUGCUAAGUAGAGCAGUCUACGAGGAUCUUCUCAAAAAGAUUGAUGGAGCCAAUACAAUACUCAAGUCUCUGCUGGAUCAGUCUCUUCACCAAGAAGAAACACGGAACAAGAAACGACACCCUCUGCCACGUCUUCUUCAGCAGUACCAAAAGAGACGCAAGCACGCAGAAGCACUCUUCAAGACUAUCUUCGGGGCCUACUGGCGCUGUCAAUGCAAUGAACAACACUGCGUUCACCUUCAACUACCAACAAACCCACUGGGGCCCCCAAACUCAGAAUUCCAAUCAAAACUUCACAUGAACUUUUCAAACACCGGCAAAACAGACAAUCACAGCUGGACCUGGACAGAAGUCAUUUUCGAGCCGUGGCAAGACGAAAAGUUCCUCUCAGUGACCAGUCUGUCCUUACAAGAGCCUCACAAAAAGGCCAAAGUCAGUUUCGAUAUGCCAACAACUGAGACGAAUCUUUCCCAAACAACAUUAUCACCACCACCCCCGCCAAUCGAUGACUUCUGCUCAUCCCUUCGCAUAACCGAAGUAGAACUCAUCGAAGAACCCACCAAAUCCAAAUGGACAACAACAGGCAUGAUCUCUAGCCAACUGGACGACCCCUUCCACUACAUAAUGCACGCCUCAACGAAAAUCCCCAGUCCAACGCCCCCAAAACCAUUAAAAGAAGUUAUAUCUCAAAUAAGCCGACAUGACCGUCUCCAUAUUGCCGCAGGUCUGGCAUGCGGCGUGAUCCAAUAUUGCGGCAACUGGUUGAAAUCCCGAUGGGAUAGUUCUGAUGUCCAUCUUACCACUCAUAAAGAUGGUUGUGAUAUAAUGCUCGACAGUGUAUAUCUCUCCUGGCCACUUUCCAUACCGGAUACGGAUACAGAUUCAGAAGGCACCGUUCCAACUAUGCGGCAGGGAAACAAUAAUCUUCUCUUGCCGCUUGGGCUUGCGCUUGUGGAAUUAUCACUUGGGAAGUCCUUGGGUUCAUUAUUAAAGCCUGAAGACGAGGAUCGGGAUACGGAGAGGAAGAGGCGUAAUACUGCAAGCAGGCUUGUUCCUAAGGUUUAUCUUGAGAGUGGAGUGCCUUAUGGGGAAGCUGUUGAAAGUUGUCUUUCUUGGUCUAAAUAA